UGUAUGUCCCUCCCCACAUAAUUACAUUUAUUAUUUCUAGUCUCUUCCAGCCCUUUUCCUCCUCUCUCUCUCUCUCUCAUACAUAUAUAAAUACACAGAUUUCGGGAUUCUUCUUUGUGAUCUGAACGAGUUUAUAGCAGGAAAAAAGCACAAAUUCCAGAGAUUAUAUAUCAUUUGGUACCUCUCAAAUCUGGCACACUUUCGCUUCAAUAGGGCGAUUUGUGGCGGCGCUUGUGGCGAGAAGCUGCUGGGAAACUCAAUCUGGCCGACCCUCCAAUCAAAUCUCCUUGUUUCUUGAGAUGGGUUAGGGCGGCCGAUGCAAGAACAACACCACCACCCGUUGAUUCUUCCAUUUCCGAUCAUCUUCUCUCCUUGUCUUUGUCUUCAUCUUUGUUCAAUUGGGUUCUGUUAUUCGUUUGGCGUCUUCCCAUUGAUUAUGGCUAACUAUUAACUUUUGACCAAUUGUGAAACUCUGCUUCUCAAGAAUCUCUUUUCCGGGUCAAUAUAUUCCAAUUUUGAGUUGAACCCAUAUCAUAAAAAAUGUCAAAAUUCAAUUGCUUCCCUGCGCUGAUCGGGAAGAACAAGAAAGAAAAGGAUGAUUACCAGAAGAAGAUCAAGACCUUGCAAGUGAGAUUUGAAGGCCAUGCAAACUCUUCAAAAUCCGAUGAAUCGAAAGCUGCUUCUUUUCGUGUCCCAGUACCGUUUGGUAUUUCAGGAAAUUCUAAGUGCAACGUCAAGGUAAUAAGCCAUGAGAGCCCUGUCAAAGGAGAGCCUACAGAAGUGUCUUACGAAGGGGAAGACGAGCAAGAAGAGAACUUGUCGAUGAAGAGGGAUAACUCGGAUUUCGAUUUCCAAUCCCAUGUUGUGGACUCAAACGAUGAAAAUGAUCAGUCAAUAAACAAAACGACAGAAUUUUACAAAUUGGGUAAAACAAUUGAUGCUGAAUUUGAGAACAAAACUAGUAAAGAUGCUGAAGAGGGUGUUGAUUUGAUCCAAAGCGGGCAUGUUAGUGAUCCGGGGAUUGGGAAAACAGAGUUCUGGGCAUCACCAAACCUCAAGCGUUCGUGUUCUAACCUGGAAACGAGGGACGUGCUGACGAAGAUACGUGAUCAUUUGCACCCUUCGAAGAGUCAGUCUUUCGAAGAGUUGCAGAGAUUAGCUGAUAGAUUUCAGGAGGAUAUGCUUCCUGAAAAUCCAGGAAGCCCGAGGUCAGUGAUGACCCAUUAUAGUGCCGAUAAAGUGAUGUUGAAGAAGCAUUCUUCGAGCCAAGUACUGCCCUCUCGAAGUAGAAGACUCUGGUGGAAGUUGUUUCUCUGGAGCCACAGGAAUCUGCACAAGCCGUGGUCUACAAAACCGCAGACGAUUCCAAUCAAAUCUAUUUUCAACCAGCAAGGUGGGUACUGCUCGGAUGAUCUGGAACCAAACAGAGCUUUGGAGUCAGAAAAGAUGAAAUCGCCUGAAUUGUUAACCAGAAAAUCAAUGAAGGGUGGUAACAACAAUGAUAACCAGAGUUGGGAUGGCUUUCAUGGCGGAGUUUCUGGUUUCUUGCCACAGAACCAGUGGGUUGCUUUCUCUACAGAAUCACCAUUAACGAGGGUGGAUGAGUGGGUAAAAGAACUCGCAAUCCAACAACCUCCACUCCCGGUUUAUGAUGAUGACGACGACAAUGACAAUGACAAUGAAAUUGUUUUCCCACAAUCUCCAGAAACUGGAAAAUCACCAACAAGCACAUCUCAUCGGCAUCCAAAUGUGAAUAUUUCGGAGGAGAUUUUAUACGCCGACACUGUUAUCCAGUCUCUAAAUUCCUCCUCGACAGUGGCUCACAUCGCAGGGAUCGGAUUAAAAGUUAUCCCGACCCUUGCACAGUUCUCCAGUCUUCGAUCUGUCAACCUAUCAGGCAACUCAAUAGUUCAUAUCACUACUGGGUCUCUGCCAAAAGGUCUCCACACUCUCAACAUGUCCAAAAACAAAAUCAGCACAAUCGAAGGCUUCAGAGAAUUAACUCGGUUGCGUGUCCUAGAUCUCAGUUACAACCGCCUCUCUCGAAUUGGGCAUGGUUUGUCAAACUGUACACUUAUUAAGGAGCUUUACCUCGCCGGAAACAAGAUCAGUGAAGUUGAGGGGCUGCAUAGAUUCUUGAAGCUGACUGUCCUAGACUUGAGCUUCAACAAGUUAACCACAACAAAGGCACUUGGCCAGCUUGUAGCCAACUACAACUCCCUGCUAGCUCUGAAUCUGUUGGGGAACCCAAUCCAGAGCAAUAUCAACGACGAACAACUGCGCAAGUCAGUUUGCGGUCUUCUCCCGAAGCUAGCAUACCUGAACAAACAGCCAAUUAAUCCACAGAAGGCACGGGAGGUGGCCACAGAAAGCAUUGCCAAAGCUGCACUUGGCAACAGCAGUUGGAACUCCCGCAGAAAAUCAGUAAAAAGGGUGAGCCAAGGUGGAUCCAGUGGGCACAGGAGUAGCGCCGGUGUUGAGCAGAGAAGGCAGCAGAGAUCAAAAAGCCGAACUCAUCACCAGCCAUCAGCCCUAAAGAUGAAGUCAUCUGAACAAGCUUCAUCUUCCCGGUAAAUGUUUCCCAUUUCUUGGGGAAUUUUACCUUGAAAUCAAGUUAACUUUUUUGAAGUGGGAGUUUUCUAUGCUUUCAUUUUCUCAUUGGAACUUUGUGCACAAGCUAGACACAUUGAUAAAGUUGCAUUUUAUCUAGGUUUGCUUUAAAACAUCAGAUCUCUGUGAGCAUGAGCAUAGAUUAGCUUGGCUCAUGUUCUCACAGGAAAAAACAGCAUGAGGAAUUGAAUUUUGAAGUGAAUUAUUGUACUCUAAGCCAUAAGAACCUGCAAUGGUGAAAUAUUAUGAUUUUGUUUAUACA
Camellia sinensis is the source of this 2872-nucleotide messenger RNA. RefSeq names its product Outer arm dynein light chain 1 protein. Gene Ontology annotation, molecular function: protein binding. Gene Ontology annotation, cellular component: cytoplasm. Lineage: Eukaryota; Viridiplantae; Streptophyta; Magnoliopsida; Ericales; Theaceae. The record is from RefSeq and is a predicted model, not a curated record.